UAUCAAUAUGGCUUCUGUCAGUCAGACAAAGGCGAAUCCGUUUUUGCCUUGAAAUGAAAUCAAAUUAGGAAAAGGUAGCGUGGGAAUCGGACACCGUCCUGUUUUACUGGUUCAUGUGUGGUGACGGGGAUUAAAGGCAACUGCUGCGGGACUCAAACGCUGUCACUGGAGUUGAAUAAAUGCUGCGGUGCACGGAGGCCCCGCACGCGCAGAAUAAGAAUGUCCCAUUAUACAGAUGAGCCUCGUUUUACCAUCGAGCAAAUCGACUUGCUGCAGCGGCUACGUAAAAGUGGGAUGACAAAGCAAGAGAUCUUGCAUGCCCUGGACACCCUUGAACGGCUGGACCGCGAGCACGUCGAGAAGUUCGGACACCGACACGUCCACAGCGGAAAUGGGGGCGGGGCCACCACCGUAGGCAACGGCAACAAUGCAACCAUCUCUUCCAACUCCUGCACUACCUCCUCAAAUAACCUAUCAGCCUCUUCUUCGAAGACCUCUACGGCCACACAGACGGGUUUCCGUGGCAACGGCCUCUCCCCGUCCCCUAGCAACAGCUAUGACACCUCCCCUCCUCCGACAGUCCCCGCUCCUUUGCCUGUUGUAGCUGCAAUGGUGCAAAAUGAGCGGGACGGCCUCGCUGCUGUACCCAAUGGGAAGCUCUCUCCACCCCGUUACGCAGUUAGCAACGCCUCCGCGCGGGCUUUCGGGUUCGAGCCCCCUGACGAGGAGGUGGACAUCGAUGACAAAGUCGAGGAGCUUAUGAGAAUGGACAGUGCUAUAAUUAAAGAAGAGAUUAAAGCUUUCUUGGGGAACCGGCGGAUAUCACAAGCAGUAGUUGCCCAAGUUACAGGUAUCAGUCAGAGCCGGAUCUCUCAUUGGCUGCUUCAGCAGGGCUCAGAUCUCAGCGAGCAGAAGAAAAGAGCCUUCUACCGCUGGUACCAACUGGAGAAAACUACACCUGGUGCAACACUAGCGAUGCGGCCCACACCGAUGCCCUUGGAGGACAUUGUAGAGUGGCGACAGACUCCCCCUCCCAUUAGCAGCACCCCAGGCAGCUUUCGUCUGCGGCGUGGUAGCCGCUUCACCUGGAGAAAAGAAUGUCUGGCGGUGAUGGAGAGUUAUUUCAAUGACAACCAGUAUCCUGAUGAAGCCAAACGUGAGGAAAUUGCCAAUGCCUGCAAUGCAGUUAUACAAAAACCAGGGAAGAAGCUGUCAGAUCUUGAGAGGGUCACAUCUCUGAAAGUUUACAACUGGUUUGCCAACAGACGGAAGGAAAUUAAGAGAAGAGCCAACAUAGAAGCAGCAAUCCUGGAGAGUCAUGGGAUUGAUGUCCAAAGCCCGGGAGGUCAUUCCAACAGUGAUGAGAUUGACGGCAAUGACUACAGUGACCAAGUACCUGCUGACCAAGUGAUGGGAAUGAGAGCAGUGGCCAGAACGUUUAGUUUCUGCAGAGGUGACCUGUCAUCCCCCAUUCAGGACGACACCACAGGCCCAAGUGAACACCAGGACCCCAUUGCUCUGGCUGUAGAGAUGGCCGCUGUCAAUCACAGCAUCCUGGCACUAGCACGGCAGGGCGGAGCCACCAGUGACAUCAAAACAGAGGUGCUGGAUGACGAAUGAGAAUCUUCUCUUAAUGUCUGUCCACCACGGUGGAGCGUGGAGGAAAUCCAAAUGAGAAAUGUGGGGUUACGAAAAUAAAGCCAAACAGCUUGUGAACUGAGAUUACAGAGGAAUAUGGCCAGGUCACAUGACCAAAGUGAACACAGAGGUUGUAAAGACUGUUACCCCAACAUUCCCCCUUUCCUCCUCCCUCCUAUGUAACGCCUCAAUAGUCUUUUCAUCAAGGAACAGUUCACCCAGAAAAGAAAAUUCUGUAAUCAUUUACUCACCCUCAUGUUGUUCCAAACCCAUAUGAUUUUAUUUCUUCUGUGGAGCACAAAAGGAGAUAAAGAAAAUACAGAAAGAGGAAGAGAUAAAGUUAUAGGGGUUUGGAACAACAUGAGGUAUACGAUGACAAAAUUGUAAUUUCUGGGUGGACUAUCCCUUUAACAGUUCUCACACAGAGUUUUAGGGAGAAGCUGCAUUUAAACUGUUGAUGAAACAUGUUCACUAAAAACUCUGUGCAUACAACAAACAGUAUCACUCUGCCAGUUCACACUUGGAUAACAAACCUUGCCUCAGUUUUACCUUCUUUCAGGAAGUCUUCUUUGCAGGAUAUAAGAGGUCAGGUUCAUGCUAAAUGUCCACUGCCUCUUUCUCUCCAGGGAAAGUGUGUUGGGAAGCAGAUUCUCUCUCACUUAACUUAUUUCUUUGUUAAAUACAGUAGGUGCAGUCCAACAUUGCAGAAAUUUGCGUUUGAACUUGUACUGUGUCACCAGGGUCCAAAGUUAACACUCGGCAAGCACCAAAUGUGUAAAAAAAUUGGCAUGGUGAGUGAAUCAAACGCAGUUACUGGCCAGUUGGUAACUUUAUUAGAAACUGCUAAAUAAUACAUGGCUUAAGAACGAUAGCCCGUCCCUCGCCUUAUGAAAGCGAUGUAAGUGAUUCCAGUCAAACCAAUACAAACGGUAAAACAUUGACGCAAUUUGCACAUCUUCUAACAACUGUUUCCUAAGUGGAAAGUUUACUGUCAGAUUUUCAUCUAGGAUGCCUAGUUAAAAGGUAUUAGAAAAGUUAAAAAGAAAAAAAAGUUAAAAUAAAAGUCAUUUUCCUCCUAAACUCCAUGUGAAGUAUUUCUUGCAUUAUGCCACUAAAAUGAAAAUUUGAGGAUCAAAAUCUCAGUGUCUCUCAGGCCCCAUUUACACCUUGCAUUAUCAUGUUUCAUAUCUGGAUAGUAUCCGGAUAUUCUUUAGCUGGAUUACAUUUACACAUUGCCGUCAAAUGUGUCUCCACUGUAAUCGUAUAUAUAUCUGAUCAAAGUUACCUGUGCAAAAUGGAAAACACUAUUUACAUAUUACAGAGACAGUGGGAACAUUCUCCGUAUUUUAGCACAUUUUAAAAGCAUUAAUAUUCAAGUGCUUUACAUCACUUUGACUGUUAGAGUUUUUCCUUCAUUGGAUAUUAUUUUGGUAGCAGCCAGUUAAAUUUCAGAUACCUGAAGCUAAUUUAAUGAUAUCGUCUAGCAUUCGGCUCUUUGUAAGAGUUAAAAUCAUUCUCAUAUGAAACGCACAAGUGACACAUGGUUUCAUGUGGGUGUCGCGUGAACCACACAGUGAUUAGAGAACAGGAGAAAGACGCGAGCAGAGAGAUGUGUAUUCCAAUGGAAUAAUUCAUGGGAUACUGUUCAUUGUUCGGGUAACAAGAUUGCAAGAUGGCGGUGUGUUUUAUGUUUUUCACAUUGCAAUGAAAACUCGCAACACAGCGUAACCUCAUCACAUAAUUAAUUACUUAUGUAAUUGUAUCCAGAUAACAAAAAAGCAUUUGCAUUUAUAUCUUAUUUGAAUGUGGUCAGAAUCCGUCCCUGACCACCUCCAAAUGUGGUUUCAGUAAUCCGAUCACAAUACCUCUUGGGUGCAUUUACGCCUGUCAUUUAUUGUGGUCAAGUGCUAUCCGAUAGCUAUCCGAUCAUCAAAAACACGUUAAUGCAAGGUGUAAAUGGGGCUUUAGGGUUCCCAUGGUCAUGGAAAACCUUAAAAUAUCUGGGAAUUUUAAAAUUAUGAUUUCCAUGACUGGAAGAGUUAUGAAAAUAAAUCAAAGCUUAAAAGUAAUGGAAAUCUUAGAGUAGGUGCAACAAAUAAGUAAAACAAAAUGACAAUUAAAUAAAAUUUUUGGCCUUUCAAAAAUAUUCAGUGACCAAUAUAGCCACCCUUCAUUUCAACAACUGCCAUGAGCCUUCCAUCCAUGGAGUCUGUCAGUUUCUUGAUCUGUUCACGAUCAACUUUCGCUGAAGCAGCAACCACAGCCUCCCAAAUGCUGUUCAAAGAGGUGUAUUGUCUUCCCUCACUGUAAAUCUCACGUUUGAGAAAGGCCCACAAGUUCUCAGUAGGAUUUAAGUCAGGUGAGGAGGGGGCCAAGUCAUUAUUUGGACAUCUUUGAGGCCCUUGCUGGCUAGACAAGCAGUGGAGUGCUUGGAUGCAUGUGAUGGUGCAUUGUCCUGCAUAAAGAUCAUGGCCUUCUUGAAUGCUGAGGACUUCUUCCUGUACCACUGCUUGAAGAAAGUACUUUCCAGAAACUGGUAGUAGGCUUGAGAGUUGAGUUUCAGUCCAUCUUCAACUCGAAAAGGUCCAACUACCUCAUCCUUAAUGAUAGCAGCCCAUACCAGUACCCCUCCUCCACCUUGCUGGCACCUGACUCAAAGUGGAGCACUGUGUCGAUUAGUGAUCCAGCCACGGGCCCAUCCAUCUGGUCCAUCAAGAGUCACUCUCAUUUCAGAUCAAAACCUUUGAAAAAUCUGUCUUCAUGUAUUUCUUUGCCCAAUCUUGAUGCUUCAACUUGUGAAUAUAUUCAGUGGUGGUCGUGUUUCAGCCUUCUUGACCUUGGCCAUGUCUCUGAGCACUUGGCACCUUGUACUUCUGGACACUCCAGGUAGGUUGCAGUUCUGGAAUAUGGUAGCAUUGGAGGAUAAUGGGUUCCUGGUAGCUUCACGUCUAAUUCUUCUCAAGUCUUUUGCAGUUAAUUUGCGCCUUUUCUUCUCCAUGUGUUUUUUUGCGCCCCCAGUUUACUAUUCGCAACAAAACGUUUGAUUGUAGUAAUGAAGCUGCCUAAUUAUGCACACCUUGAUAUAGGGUGUGCGCCACACCCUCCCUCAUUACACAUAUACAUACCACCUGAAAAUGAUUGAAUCCAAAAAGCAUUCAAGUUUAUAUGGUUUAGAGUUGGAAAAUGUGCAUGGAAAUAAUGAUAAGAUCAGAAUAAUCACUUGCCUAAUAAUUGCCUAAUAUAUAUAUAUAUAUAUAUAUAUAUAUAUAUAUAUAUA
This is a messenger RNA of Myxocyprinus asiaticus (Chinese sucker), 4915 nucleotides long. RefSeq names its product homeobox-containing protein 1-like. Bases 220 to 1620 code for a protein of 466 amino acids. Gene Ontology annotation, biological process: positive regulation of DNA-templated transcription. Gene Ontology annotation, molecular function: double-stranded telomeric DNA binding. The transcript has 10 exons. Gene Ontology annotation, cellular component: nucleus. The record is from RefSeq and is a predicted model, not a curated record. NCBI's taxonomy places the organism in Eukaryota, Metazoa, Chordata, Actinopteri, Cypriniformes, Catostomidae.